Messenger RNA from Cynara cardunculus var. scolymus (artichoke), 813 nucleotides. Its product is annotated as cyclic phosphodiesterase-like. Gene Ontology annotation, biological process: cyclic nucleotide metabolic process. Lineage: Eukaryota; Viridiplantae; Streptophyta; Magnoliopsida; Asterales; Asteraceae. The record is from RefSeq and is a predicted model, not a curated record. The transcript is spliced from 2 exons. Gene Ontology annotation, molecular function: 2',3'-cyclic-nucleotide 3'-phosphodiesterase activity. The coding region runs from base 89 to 649 and encodes 186 amino acids.
CAAAUUCAAACCCUAAACACAGAUUCAAUCUCAAGAAUUAUAAAAAUGGCGUCUGCUUCCCGAUUCCCAGUCAUAGAUCUUCACAUGAAUGUAUGUCUCUCCGCAAUUUCGUCUUUUUCUGAUUAGGUUUCUGUCUCUGCUAGGUAUCUUAGGUUUAUCUCUCUUUUUCGUUUCGAUGUCCAUGGAUGUACAAGUCAGUGAAGCAGCACAGCCACCCAAGAAGGAUGUUUAUUCGGUGUGGGCGCUUCCGCCGGAAGAUGUGACGGCGAGGGUGAAGAAAUUGAUGGUUGGUCUCCGAUCGGAGUUUGGUGGGCCUGAGUUUGAGCCGCACGUUACUGUUGUUGGGGCGAUCAGCUUGACGGAGGAUGAGGCACGUGACAAGCUCAAGAAGGCUUGUGAGGGUUUGAAAGCUUAUAAUGUCACCGUCGAGAAGGUGGCCACCGGAACUUUCUUUUAUCAAUGUGUUUUUCUGUUGCUCCAUCCAACGACUGAGGUACAAAGAGCUCAAGAGAAGGCCAAUGCUCUUGAUGGAAGUGUUAAAAGUCUUAGCUUUCCGAUAACCCGUCUUGCUUUAUAUAAAACAGACACGGAAGACAAAACCCUCAAAUCCUGGCAGAAGGUGACGGAAAUCACUCUCCAACCUAACUAGUUCUAUGUGUGUUGUAUCCCCCCUAAUGAAUCUUGUAGGUAGUCCUCUCAAGUCUCAACUGUUUGCUCUCAAUAAUUGUCAGUUUCRUAUUUCUGCUUCCACUAUGUUUGUACCUUGUAUAUUUGAUUCUUGAUAUUCCAUCAACUAAAGGGUUGUUUGCCAAA